Messenger RNA from Salarias fasciatus (jewelled blenny), 1871 nucleotides. It is a transcript of the gene irx1a, whose product is annotated as iroquois homeobox 1a. The transcript is spliced from 4 exons. Gene Ontology annotation, molecular function: RNA polymerase II cis-regulatory region sequence-specific DNA binding; DNA-binding transcription factor activity, RNA polymerase II-specific. NCBI's taxonomy places the organism in Eukaryota, Metazoa, Chordata, Actinopteri, Blenniiformes, Blenniidae. Gene Ontology annotation, biological process: cell development; neuron differentiation; regulation of transcription by RNA polymerase II. Gene Ontology annotation, cellular component: nucleus. The coding region runs from base 322 to 1824 and encodes 500 amino acids. The record is from RefSeq and is a predicted model, not a curated record.
UCAGCCUGGAGACCUCAGGGCCAGGCGCGUCAGUCGGAGCGCAAUUGUUGAUCAGAUCACAUCCAGCGGACUUUUUGCGCGAGAAAAGAGAGGAAGCCGAGAUUUAAGAGCGGUUUGUUUUGACUGCACACAGCUGUAUGUCUGCUAUAGUAUCUGCGACUUUGGCUUGAAACACUUUCCGUUGCUCCGCCGGGCUCCUUUUUUUUUCUUUUCUUUUUUUCCCCCUCCCUUGCAGACUUUUUUUUUUUAUAUCAUUAUUGUUCUUAUUAUUUGCGCACAGUUUGUCGGACCUCAGUGCUGUGCGACAGUUCGGCGGUGGAGAUGUCUUUCCCCCAGCUAGGCUACCCGCAGUACUUAAGUGCCUCCCAGGCGGUGUACGGGAGCGAGAGACCGGGAGUGCUUACGCCGUCGUCCCGGGGAGGGAGCACGGAAAUCGGGGGAAGUCCGUCCGCCACCGCGGCGGCCGUCACGUCCGUGCUGGGCAUGUACGCCAACCCGUACGCACACAACUACAGCGCUUUCUUACCCUACACCAGCGCGGACUUGGCUCUUUUCUCACAAAUGGGGUCCCAGUAUGAGCUCAAAGACAGUCCCGGUGUCCAUCCCGCCAGCUUCGCGGCGCACACGUCCCCCGCCUUCUACCCGUACGGCCAGUUUCAGUACGGGGACCCGGCCAGGCCCAAGAACGCCACCCGGGAGAGCACCAGCACCCUGAAGGCCUGGCUCAACGAGCACAGGAAGAACCCGUACCCGACGAAAGGCGAGAAGAUCAUGCUGGCCAUCAUCACCAAGAUGACCCUGACGCAGGUCUCCACGUGGUUCGCCAACGCCAGGAGGAGGCUCAAGAAGGAGAACAAGGUGACCUGGGGAGGCAGGAGCAAGGAGGGCGAGGAGGACGGGAACUUGUUCGGCAGCGGGGACGAGGCGGAGAAGAACGAAGACGAGGAGGAGAUUGAUUUGGAGAGCAUAGAUAUCGACAAGAUCGACGACAACGAUGGGGAUCAGAGCAACGAGGACGACGACGAUAAAUCAACGGAGGGGAGCAGAGAGCUCAGGGGGGGCGUGGGCGCGCCUGGAGACCUGGACAGCUUGGAGAAGCGGCGGGCCUUCGCCCUGCAGGCCCACGAGGCCUUUGAGAAAUCUAAGAGCGCGAUUUCAGCGCUCCCGGGGAGUAAGGACCCCACGGACGGCAGCACGAACAGCAACACGCGGGUCCUGUCGCCGGACAGACCCGGGAGCUUUCCCCUCCCGUCCAGCAAUAAGCCCAAAAUAUGGUCUUUAGCGGAGACCGCCACGAGUCCCGACAGCUCCACGCAGAAACCCACGUCCCCCUGCGGGCCCGGGGCCCCCACGCACCCCUCCGCGCCCCACCACCAGAUCCAGACGCACCCGGCCUUCCUCCCCAGCCACGGACUGUACACAUGCCAGAUUGGAAAGUUCCACAACUGGACAAACGGGGCUUUCCUGGGCCAGAACUCCCUCCUGAAUGUCAGAUCGUUUCUGGGAGUAAACCAGCAUCACCACCACAACCACCACCUGGCGGGCCAGCAGCAGCAGCAGCAGCAGCAGCAGCAGCAGCAGCCGUCGGUGGUCGUGUCACCGGUGGUCGCCUCAGCAGCGCUCAGCAACGACAGCAAGGCCCCGCCAGAGACCCUCAGUCCCAAACACAUCGACCAUGAAAACGGUGUAAGGUCUGAUUCACCUCCAACGCAGAUCCUGAAAUCUUCCUUUCGACCCAUCCAUGACAGAUCCUCUCUGCCUUCCAGCGCCAGGAGUCCACAAGACGCCACGCAACGGGUCCUCACUGCCCUCUCCUCGGCUUGAUCAAGACCGUUUUUUCAUGCUUGAAAAAAAAAUGAAAUCGAAAAAAA